AUGGACGUUUAUGUUUUUUUGUUAAUGGGUGCCUACAUACUUGUUUUCUUCUCUGGAUUCUCCAACAUUGCAGCUGAUACCAUGACUCAAUCCCAGUCCAUCAGUGAGGGCAAGACCUUGGUUUCCAGAGAAGGAAACUUUGAACUGGGAUUCUUUAGUUCAGGGAGUUCCGCCAACCGUUACUUGGGAAUUCGGUACAAGAAUAUCCCAGUUAGAACUGUUGUUUGGGUAGCAAAUCGACAAUACCCAAUCGAAGACUUGUCUGGUAUGUUGAUGAUAAACAGCAGUACAGGCAAUCUUGUUCUUCUCAGCCAGAAUAACAAAAAAGGCAGUGUUGUUGUUUGGUCAGCAAAUUCAACAAAAAAGGCUUCGAAUCCAAUUGCACAGCUUUUAGAUAAUGGAAAUCUGGUUCUAAGAGAUGGGAAAGAUGGCAAUCCAGGAAACUAUUUGUGGCAAAGCUUUGACUAUCCUUCUGAUACUCUGUUACCAGGGAUGAAGCUUGGAUGGGACUUAAAGAAAGGUCUUGACCGGCGUUUAUCAGCAUGGAAGAACUUGGAUGAUCCAUCUCCUGGGGACUUUCCCUGGGGAGUAGAGCUUACUAACUACCCUGAAGCAGUCAUGUGGAAGGGCUCGCAGAAGUACUACAGGAGUGGCCCAUGGAAUGGCCUUCGUUACAGUGGCGCACCAUAG
Molecule: messenger RNA, 690 nt
Organism: Alnus glutinosa
Lineage: Eukaryota; Viridiplantae; Streptophyta; Magnoliopsida; Fagales; Betulaceae
Product: S-locus-specific glycoprotein S13-like
Exons: 1
Coding region: 1-690 (229 amino acids)
Source: RefSeq, a predicted model, not a curated record